This is a messenger RNA of Carica papaya (papaya), 1239 nucleotides long. Its product is annotated as alpha/beta-Hydrolases superfamily protein. The record is from RefSeq and is a predicted model, not a curated record. NCBI's taxonomy places the organism in Eukaryota, Viridiplantae, Streptophyta, Magnoliopsida, Brassicales, Caricaceae. Gene Ontology annotation, cellular component: chloroplast. Gene Ontology annotation, molecular function: hydrolase activity, acting on ester bonds.
UUCUUAGAGAGUUUGAUUAUGUGGGGUCUGUCACAAGUAUGGACAGGAUUUUCCUCUCCUCUUCGCCAUUAGUUCUGUGCACCACCAGAACCCAUCUAUCAGACAACCCAAUUGACACCCAGUAACUAAAGACAGUGGCCAGUGUGUUACUUAUGGCUUUGGCUUCUCCACCACUCAGUUUCAAACCCAAAUGCUCUUCUUCUUCCUUAUCUUCUUCCUCCACCUGCCGCCCUGCUGUCAUUCUCCCAGGGUUAGGGAACAAUACAGGUGACUAUCAGAAGUUAGAGCUGAUACUGGGGGACUAUGGAGUUCCCACAGUUGUUGCCAAGGUGUCAAGAUUUGAUUGGCUGAGGAAUGCCGCCGGUUUGGUUGACCCCAAUUACUGGCGGGGAACUCUCCGCCCUCGCCCUGUUCUUGAUUGGUACUUGAAAAGGGUCCAUGAGGCGGUCAGUGAAGCCAAGGAAUUGACCCCAGGUGGGACUCUCUCCUUGAUUGGACACUCAGCAGGAGGGUGGCUUGCCCGCAUGUAUAUGGAAGAAUUUAGUUUUUCUGAUAUCUCGUUGCUACUGACUCUUGGUACUCCCCACCAGCCAACUCCAAAAGGUUUGCCAGGUGUUAUUGAUCAGACAAGGGGUCUCCUGGAUUAUGUUGAACAAAAUUGUGCGAAGGCUGUUUAUACUCCUGAACUGAGAUAUGUUUGCAUUGCAGGAAGAUAUAUUCAAGGAGCUCGCUUCUUUGGCAACUCAAAUGUUGAUAUUGAUUCUGUGGUUGCCACUGACAAUGACCAAAUAGUUUCAGAUGUUGCUAUUAUGAAUAAUAAGACCAAUUCCACACCAGUAGCAACUACAUUGCGUGCUCGAUUUGUUGGCCAGGGUUACAAGCAGGUUUGUGGGAAGGCAGAAGUGUGGGGCGAUGGAGUUGUGCCAGAGGCAUCUGCCCAUUUGGAAGGGGCACUAAACAUCAGCUUAGAUGGAGUUUAUCACUCACCAGUUGGUUCAGAUGAUGAACUAAGACCCUGGUAUGGUUCUCCUGGGGUAGUAAAGCAAUGGAUACACCAUCUCACUGAAGAUCCGAAGAGGUAAGAAAUGAAGCAGAUCAUAUAUUAUCCAUCGGUAUAGAUAACUGUUGAUCUACUUGAAUCGAAUAUUGUAUGCUGUAAGCCAUUAAAUGAGAAGCCACUGAAUAUUGAUAAUUGAAAGAACAAAUGUUAUACAAGGGAAGUUUUGCCUCUUGAUUCCA